AUCCGAGGAUGCCUUCGCAUAAUGGCAAAAUUACCAUCUCGAGGAAUCAAACGUAAACUUGAUGGAAAAGUCUCUAUUAGCGAGGAGCAAAUUGCAUCUCCUGUGAUACGAUGGAUUAAUCCACAAGAUAAUUCAAUCGACGCAAUACAGCAAUAUUUGAACAACAAUACACAGCAAGCAUCAUUCAUAGCAUGUUUGGGCACUCCAAUGAAACGAGGAAAAUAUUUCCUAAUUGUGGGAAAUGAAUUGAUAUUCGAACCGAGAAACUCUGUAGAAGCGAUAGAUGCUUUUUUAAAUCAUUUAAGGUUUUCGGAGUUGACAUUCCUCCUGAGUUGUAUAUGCUUUAUGACUUUAUGUCUUGUGUGGUAUACAAAACUAUACCUCACAGCUCUAGAGCAUGCGUCAACCGUCUCGCAGCUGCAUUUAAAAAAGUAAUUACUGCGGAGGAUGGGGAAAGAGCAGGGAUUUAAUUUAAAUACAAACAC
Messenger RNA from Malaya genurostris, 485 nucleotides. RefSeq lists its product as uncharacterized. The transcript has 2 exons. Bases 22 to 435 code for a protein of 137 amino acids. The record is from RefSeq and is a predicted model, not a curated record. Lineage: Eukaryota; Metazoa; Arthropoda; Insecta; Diptera; Culicidae.